Oryctolagus cuniculus (rabbit) is the source of this 2229-nucleotide messenger RNA. It is a transcript of the gene DELE1, whose product is annotated as DAP3 binding cell death enhancer 1. Gene Ontology annotation, cellular component: mitochondrion. The record is from RefSeq and is a predicted model, not a curated record. Gene Ontology annotation, biological process: extrinsic apoptotic signaling pathway via death domain receptors. NCBI's taxonomy places the organism in Eukaryota, Metazoa, Chordata, Mammalia, Lagomorpha, Leporidae. Gene Ontology annotation, molecular function: protein binding.
GCCGUCCUUCCGGCCGGGCUCCUUUCUAAUUGGCUGUCUGAGAGCUUCCCCGGGGACUCGGCCGCUCGGGACACCACGCUGGCCGCUGGAGUCGCUGCCCCGCGGCGUGGCCACACGUCUUCGGCUGCGAGCUCCCCGUGGUGCCGGUGACAUGUGGCGCCUGUCAGGACUGCUGGGCCGAGCUCUUCCCCGCCUGCUGGGAUCUGACCUUCAAAGUGUGACUCCUAAGUCUACCAGCCCAGAUGGGCCUCAGGCAGCUGCCUCCACACUGCUGGUCCCUGUGCCCAGCUUUCAGCGGUCGCGCACCCAUGGCCCGGGCACAAGACAGGGUCCAAGGAACCAUGGGUGGAAGGAUGCUUUCCACUGGAUGUCUGCUCGUGUCUCACCCAACACUCUGUGGGAUGCGUUAUCAUGGGGCACGCUGGCUGUGCUGGCCCUGCAGCUGGCCAGGCAGAUCCACUCCCAGGCGUCCCUGCCUGCAGGACCGCGGCGGCCGGAACACUGCUCUUGGCGCAGUCCCCUGGACCGUUUCCUCCCAUCCGCCCCGUGGCAGCCGCACUCCUCACUGCGGAGGCACAUUCUCCCCCUCGCCAACGGCCCCACUCCCACUCCUGCUCCCGGGUACACUGGCCUUGGGGACAGGCAGGGCCCAGAAGAACCCUUGACUCGGCCCCAGAGGGUCUCCUCGCGCAGCCCCUUGGAGGCAGCUGGCCUCCAGGACCUCUCCGAGGAAGGUCCCAGUGACUGGACCUUGCUCCAUGCCAGCAGUAGCUCCGACUCCACAGCGACAGCAGCCCAGCCUGGGCCCCUGGGAGACAGGAAGGAACAAGACACAUCAACAGCUCUUCCACUUGAGGAGGCCGUGACUUCCAUUCAGCAGCUCUUCGAGCUCAGUGUUUCCAUCGCCUUCAACUUCCUGGGGACAGAGAACGUAAGGAACGGGGACUACGCAGCAGCCUUUUCUUACUUCCAGAAAGCUGCGGACCGUGGCUACAGCAAAGCACAGUACAACGUGGGCUUGUGUCACGAGCAUGGGAGAGGCACCCCGAGGGACCUGAGCAAGGCAGUCCUGUAUUACCAGCUGGCUGCCAGCCAGGGCCAUGGCCUGGCUCAGUACCGCUGCGCCCGGUGCCUGCUGCAGGGCUCCGCCUCGUCCUGGGACGCUGAGCGGCAGAGGGCCAUGUCCAUGCUGGAGCAGGCUGCGGACUCGGGCCUGAGAGAGGCCCAGGCUUUCCUCGGGGUGCUUUUCACCAAGGAGCCGCACCUGGAUGAGCAGAGAGCCGUGAAGUACCUGGGGCUUGCCGCCGACAAUGGGGACUCACAGAGCAGGUACCACCUGGGGAUUUGCUAUGAGAAGGGCCUUGGUGUGCAGAGGAGUCUGGAAGAGGCUGUGAGAUGUUACCAGCAGUCAGCAGCUCUGGGAAACCAGCCUGCCCAGGAGAGGCUGCGGACGCUGUUUGCCGUGAAGGCAACAGCUCCGGGGCCCAGCAGCCUGGCAGUUACUGGGUUGAAGUCUUUCUCCAGCCCCUCCCUCUGCAGCCUGAACAGCUUGCUUGUGGGAGCCUCGUGCCUCCCACACGCCUCGAGCACGGGCAACCUCGGCCUCCUGUGCAGAAGCAGGCAUCUCGGGGCCCCCAGCAGGACCGCCCCGUCCUUGGAGCGGAGUCUUCUAAGACUGGGUUUUGGCUAAGACCUUCUCACUCCAGCCCUAGACAGAGCCUGUGAGUUCUCAGAUUUCACCACUUGAGUCCCAACGAAGAGGCUGAUUGUCCAUCCACCUCCCAAAAACCUGAAGCACCUGCGCGGCACAGCAACCAAGAGGGAAGUGUGUGACGUCCCUGGCGGCCCUGACCUGACUUGCCGUACCGUGUCCUCGGUUGUAGACCACGGACAGUGGUAUGUGCCCUCCUGCCGUGCAGGACUGACCUGAUGCAGACACCUGUGUGUCUGCAGAGCACGCCCCGGUGCCCACUCAGCCCGCAGAGGCAGUGGGCGGCCCCGGGUGUCAGGAGGCCAGGAGGGGGACCUGGGCCACCCAAGGUUCCCCUCCACGGGCUCACGCUGCGAUCUUAGGCGCAGGCAUGACUCUCAUCCUCCCGACGUGAGAGAGGACCUGGAGUCCAGCACCAGGCGCCUCGGAGCCAGACAGGGGAUUGUGAGUGCUUGUUUGAGAAAGGUGUGCGGAAUCGUAGGGGUGUUUAAUAAAGCAGAGAUCGGAUUAUCUCAUCA